Myxocyprinus asiaticus (Chinese sucker) is the source of this 2059-nucleotide messenger RNA. It is a transcript of the gene sst7, whose product is annotated as somatostatin family member 7. Gene Ontology annotation, molecular function: hormone activity. The transcript is spliced from 3 exons. Gene Ontology annotation, cellular component: extracellular region. Gene Ontology annotation, biological process: regulation of cell migration. The record is from RefSeq and is a predicted model, not a curated record. Bases 714 to 1049 code for a protein of 111 amino acids. NCBI's taxonomy places the organism in Eukaryota, Metazoa, Chordata, Actinopteri, Cypriniformes, Catostomidae.
UUUGACUUACCCAUAAUCUUUUCCCUUUAAUUCUGAUGUUUAUUUUUAUAUUGCAUGGUAUGCUUUUAUAUAAGAUUAGAUUUAGGUUUAAGGUUAUGUUUUAAUAAAUGUUAUAUUGUAUUUAAGAUUAAAAGUAUAUUUAUUUUGAAGAUUUUUAGAUUGCAGUUGAAUUUUGAUAAAAUACUUAUUUCUUGUUAUUCACACUGCUGUUACCUUCUAUGUGUGAAUCAAAACAUCCUUUUUCUUUCUCCUUGAAAAAACAUAAAGACAGUUUUCUCAGCUGUUCCGGGUGCCAGACAGUUCGAUGGCAAUCUGAAAGAGGAGGAGUUGUAGUUCUGGUGAAUUACAGGCUGAAAUGAGAGAAGAGUGCCAUAUAAAUCACUGAAUGCAACAAAACGGGACCAUUUUUAGAGCUAUGACGUGAGCAUGGUGGCGCAGUCCUCCGCACCAGCGUCUCUGGUUUGUUAGGGGGUUAACUACUCAAUGCUUUCGUUAGUCCCUAAGCCUCCCACUCCCCAACCCCUUCCCUUCAUCCUCCAACCAAUGCGUCAGUAGGGGACUAGUAUAUAAGACCCUGCCACCUAAAGCUCUCAAAGACCAAGAUCCCUCCAGCUUUACUCUGCAACAGGAGCUACAUCGUCUUUGAAGUUUCUGCUCCGGUUUUCGCCUGAUCUUUGUGCACUUUAACUUUUGCUCACUCACAUUUUGUCAGUAUGCAGUUUUUGGCCAGCCUAGUGUCUCUUUUGCUGGUGCUGUACAGUGUCAGAGCAGCAGCUGUGCUUCCAGUGGAGGAGAGGAACCUAGUACACAGUAGGGAGUUAAGUAAAGAGCGUAAGGAGCUGAUCCUAAAACUGAUUUCUGGGUUGCUGGAUGGAGUAGAUAACAGCGUGCUUGCUGGGGAGAUAGCACCAGCCCCGCUGGAGGUGGAGGAGCCCCUUGAGUCCCGUCUGGAUGAAAGGGCCGUCUACAACCGGUUAUCACAGCUGCCACAGCGUGACCGCAAAGCCCCCUGCAAAAACUUCUUCUGGAAGACCUUCACAUCGUGCUAACAGCUCAAGCCCUGCAACGAUUCCACACUCCUCCCUGAUACCUGACAUGAACUGUGUAGACCUCCACUGUACAUACCAUCUCCAGUGUCUGAACAAAGAUCUCCGGGGACUUACUCUGACACAGUCUGUUUGUUAAAGACAUUGAUGAUUAUAUUUAUUUAUUUUGUUUAUCAAUUCUUUAAUAUAUUUAUGGACUUUUUUGUUAUUCAGCAUUAAAAAGAAUAAAGCAUGGUUAAGCAUGGUUGCUUUUUUUGAUAAAACAUGUCUCAUUCAAUGUGGUCAACAUCAAGAAAAGCGUCAAAUUAUGUUAUUCUGACUGUUGAAUAAACAUAACAUAUAUUAUUAUAGUCAACAUAUAAGCGUUCCCUAAAAUAAUGGCAAAUUUUAAAUACAGUAUUGUUUUAAUGCCAUUUUCACAACCAGUGGUUGUUUGACACUAAAAACACCAAAUUAACUGAUUUACUGUUUUUGUGGUGUUAUGGUUUUUCCUUGUCAAUUAAUUAUAUGUAACUGCAGCUAAUGAGAGGGUUUGCUUCACGUCAUUAUUCUUUUGGUCAUUGUCUAAUAAUUUUUUGUUUUUUUCUUUGAGUCAGGGUAACCUUUUGCCCCCCAAAAAUCUUUGAAUGCUUGUAAAAAAUUCCAAACUUCCUAAAUAGCUAACAACACUAAGUAUGUUUAAGAGAAUCGAUAUCAUGAAUGCUGCCAUUUGUAAGGUUUCAAGUACAUACAUAAAGUACUUUCAACAUAGCCAAAGACUGUUUAGCUUUAACACUUACCAAAUGUCUUAUAUGCAUCAGAAAUAAUCAAUUUCAAAACAUAUUAACUGAAAUUUCUUAAAGGGGUAUUUCUCCACUUUUUUCCAUGAAACACAAAAGAUGUUUAGGCAGAAUGUUAGCUUUAGUCACCAUUCACUUUCAUUAAAUAGACCAAAAAAUAAAUAAAAUAAAUGAAAACAGAUAGAAUAUUUUUUUGCAUUCUGAAACAUUGUCAUGCAAACUGUCUACACAAGU